This is a messenger RNA of Clupea harengus (Atlantic herring), 1353 nucleotides long. RefSeq names its product transmembrane protein 205 (gene tmem205). Lineage: Eukaryota; Metazoa; Chordata; Actinopteri; Clupeiformes; Clupeidae. The record is from RefSeq and is a predicted model, not a curated record.
UUCUUUUGGUCUAUCAACCAGUAUCCAAACCGUGAACCCAAGAUCGACGUCUGUCAAAGAUCAGUAGGCCUACGUAAAUUCAAACUCAAUUCAAGUGAAACACGUAAGGUAAUCAGUUAAAAACGGUUAUGCGAAUUUUGGAAUGACGCUCUAUAACGAUAGGCAUACUGGCAUUUACCAGGACAAAUUUGCCUCGACUGUAACUUUGUAACGUCGUUUACAUUCGGUUUGCCAUGGCUACUGAAGGGGAUCCUACAGACCUUAUCAAAGUACUUCACCUGUUGGUGAUCUCUUUCACCUGGGGGAUGCAGAUGUGGGUUUCCUUCAUAGGUGGAUUUGUAUUGGUGUCGCAGGUAACACGGCACACCUUUGGUCUUGUGCAGAGCAAGUUAUUUCCUAUCUAUUUCUACUCUCUUCUGGGAGGGAACUUGGUUAGCCUAGCUAUAUAUGCAGUUUACCACCCCAGAGAGCUGCUGGACUGGCAUGAAAGUGUGCAGAUGAUGUUUUACCUUGUGGCUUUAAUCAUGGCGGGUAUGAACGCACACUGGUUCGGCCCAGAUGCUACAGUGGCCAUGUUUGAAAUGCAGGCCAUCGAGCAGGACCAUGGUCUAGGGAAUGAGAUUGGCCUGGGCACCAAUAAGGAUGGCUACACCAAGCUCCGUGAGCAGGACCCCAAGUACAAAGCACUCAAACGCACCUUCUAUCGCUUCCACGGCCUCUCGAACCUGUGCAACUUAGUGGGGUUCAUCUGUACCACCACCAACUUGGUGUAUCUGGCAUUACACCUACAGACCAUUUAAACACUUCUCCUCCUCCUCCUCCCAUUUGAACAGUCCUUGAGAUGUGAACUUCUGCGUGACAUUCUUGUCAAUCUGCGGUGAACAAACACACAGAGCUGUGGAGUUUUUCCAUUGGUGCUUUUGGCUGCACCGCUCCGGGCUGUGUCGAGCUCAUUUUCAUUUCCAGUACAAGCUGAACAGCGCCAAACUGAGUCUCUCAUGAGCAGGGCUAAACCGCGCUGGGUUUUGCCUCCACUUCAUCGAAUAUUUUUGUAUGUCGAUGCUGUGUAAAAUGCUGUACAGUUUUAAAGCCGUAUAAAACUAAUGAAGUGAGGAUGCAGGAUACAUUUUAAUAGUGUAUGUUUUAACUUCUUUGGUAACAUUAUUAAACAUUCACAUUCAAUUAAUUAUAUAAAUACAUACAUACAUACAUAUAUAUAUUUCACAUACAUACAUAUAUACAAACACACACACUACCACUACUACUAAAUUCUGUAACGACAUGGAUUCCUCAUUGACUUUUUGAAUUAUUGUUUUUUUUUUUUUUUUUUACAAUAAAAUAUAUUUACAAAUA